GAGCCUUGACGUUGGUUGGUUGGUUUUGAGCCACAAUUCAUCCAUCGUCGGACGGACGCUGGAAAGAUUUCCAUCACUCCCUCCCUCCCUCCCUCUGUCUCUCUCUUUCAAUUCUUCCUUUGCCUGGCGAGCCUCGCCAAUCGCCAUGGACGCCAGCAAGCUUCUGUCCGGUUCGACGGUAGUGUUUUCGCCGUCACUCCCUCGGGUUCGUACAAUUGCCAGCUCAAGCUCCGGUUUCUUGACACCUCCUUCUCCGAAGACGUCGUCCUCGUUCACGGCGACUUCGUCCUUGACCCUGCCCGGGAGAAAACCUCCAGUGUCUGCCGUGCGGCGGAGGUUGGCGCUGAAAUGCGGCGCUGUUGCUGGAGGUAUAACCGAAAUCGAUGAGAGCCAGUUCGCUGAUACGGUGUUGAAGAGCGACCGCCCCGUGCUGGUGGAGUUCGUGGCCCACUGGUGUGGUCCUUGCCGCUUAAUCUCUCCCGCUAUUGAGUGGGUGGCUCAGGAAUACAAGGAAAGAUUGACAGUGGUGAAGAUUGACCAUGAUGCCAACCCGAAAUUAAUAAAAGAGUACAAAGUUUAUGGACUGCCUACUUUGAUUGUUUUCAAAAACGGGGAGGAGGUUCCUGAAAGCAGAAGGGAAGGUGCAGUUACAAAGGUGAAGCUUAAGGAGUAUCUUGAUGCCGUAUUGGAUUCAAUUACGGUUGCAUAGUCCCGUCUGAACGCAGACACCCCCAUACCUCAGCAGAUGUCCAGAGAAUGUGCAAUGUUCUGCUGCUAAUUCUUUUCGUUUGCGACCUGCAGCUGUUGCUUGUAGAAGAAAUUCACUGUUGAAACUGAGACUACCAGCCCCCUGUAUUCAUAUUUUGCAUGGUUGGAUCUGAGUUUUGUCUUCUUGUUUGUAGCAAUGGUAAGUUUUAAGAUCAGUUGAAGCACAUAUUGUGGAAGGUUUGGCCGCCUAAUUGUAAGUAAAUUUCCUUCAAAUGUAUCAAAUCAUUCUGUGUAACUCUUUCCUGGAGUCUAAGAACACCAUGGAAAGUUCUCGGAGUGGAGGAAAGUUUCUAACAUUAAUUAGCAUAUAUUUACAGUGCUGUUCGACAGCCAGAGUUUCAAAGGUGGAUAAGCCGUCCGUUGACUUGUCAAGACAAUAUCUGAUGAAAUGUUUAGUGUGGAGCUAUCUAA
Messenger RNA from Punica granatum (pomegranate), 1179 nucleotides. NCBI's taxonomy places the organism in Eukaryota, Viridiplantae, Streptophyta, Magnoliopsida, Myrtales, Lythraceae. The record is from RefSeq and is a predicted model, not a curated record.